Torulaspora delbrueckii is the source of this 2712-nucleotide messenger RNA. It is a transcript of the gene EMW1, whose product is annotated as tetratricopeptide repeat-containing protein EMW1. Gene Ontology annotation, molecular function: protein binding. Bases 1 to 2712 code for a protein of 903 amino acids. The record is from RefSeq and is a predicted model, not a curated record. Lineage: Eukaryota; Fungi; Ascomycota; Saccharomycetes; Saccharomycetales; Saccharomycetaceae. The transcript has a single exon.
AUGGAAGUGCUGUUACACAGUUAUCUGCUUAUAGGGGCGGACCCCGCGGUUCUCAAUGGCAAAGUUUUUGAGGAAUACGAUUCAAGGGAACUGGCUUUUGCACAUAAUAUUUUGACAGGACACCCAUAUAAAGUGGUAGAGAGCCUUUUGGGAUCUCUUGAAGUUUCUCCAACGAUGAACGAUGACUUGACAGAGGAGCGAUUGCUUCAUUCUCUCAGGGACUUUCUAUCUAGCCAUUUUAAUAGUCGGUUUGGCUUGCUGUUCGCCAUUGCUUUAUUACAGACUUUCAUUCAGAACAAUUUCACUGGACCUUUGGCACCUAUCGAUUUGAACAAGCUUCUUUUUAAAGAUCAAAUUUUGUCCAAAGAUCUGGGGAAAUUAGCAAUUUCGUUGUUGAACGCGGGAGGCCAACCAGCUUAUGAUCUUACGGAGAACCCUCUCUACUUAAUACUUCCGUUGUUACUGCUUGAACUUCUAACAAAGCAGCAGAGUUGUUUUGCCGUUGACUCUGACACAGAAUUCGAAGUUCCCGAGGUCUCGGCGACUUCCACGCCAGGCUUGCUAGCUAUCUCGCAUUGGUGGAGAGCAAGAGCUCUGUUGGCUCAAGUUUCACUUUUACAUGAACCGGCUGGGAGUCAACCAGCCGUUGCGUCCUCGAUAUUGAGUUCGAUUGAUCUCGCCCAAGCGGUGACAAAAGAUCUCCCACAGGAGACUUCGCAGGAUUUGAAAGCUAGUCUCUACACAAUUUUCUACUUGGAGAAUGUUAAAUGCUCUUUAGCUAUCAACACCGAGCACUUAUGCCUACCUUCCUUAAUUAAAGCAAAGAAAUUGACGAAUUUCAGUCUCAUCAUGACUGGUGCUCGUGCCAAGAGAACCAAGUUUCAACAGAAAGCGCAUGCUGGAUUGGUCAUCUUAGCACAAUCGUCGUCAAACUUAGAUGCCAGCAAAGAUUUAAAGGACUCCGCAAAUCCCGAUUACAUUGCAUUAGAGUCUGAAAUCUUAUUGGAAAAACCUCACUUCGAAGAUAUCGCUGCAGAACCACUAGAUGAGCAGAUUGUGAAGAAGCAAAAAGUGGUUGAUGGCACUGGUGUGGAAGAGGAUAGAAUUCUUCCAGUCGCCAUAAGACAGGAAAAUAUCCCAACCGAACUUAAAGAUCUGGAUCCCAACAAUCAACCACAGCUUUCGGGAUAUGAUAAUGUCCAAUUAUUACUGCGGUUAUAUGUUAUUAGACAAACUUCUCCAGCAAAAGACCCUCUUGUUGAAGAAGAGUUAGCUGCGAUCAUUUCAAGAGUGAUAUAUCAACAAGGGUCGAAGGAUUGGACAAUUUUCUCAAGGGCACUAUGGGAAAGAUCCAUCGGGGAGACGACUAAGGCAAAAACCAUUGAACGUGGUUUGCUUCAAAUGCAAUCACUAGUGGAAGAGUUAGGAAUCAAGCUUCAGACAAGACUAAUACCGAAUGCGCCGAACGAUGAACAAUCUACAAGAUUAAGGUAUAUUCAUCAAUUACCGUUUAUUCCCCACUGGGAUUUAGAAGCCACUCUGGCUGAAAAAUACAUGUCUCUUGGUGUUCUAAAAUCAGCUGUGGAAAUUUAUGAGAGGCUCCAUAUGGCUUGUGAAGCUGCCCUCUGUUACGCAGCGGUCGGCGAAGAGAAAAUUGCUGAAGAGAUAAUUCUCCAGAGGAUUGCUAAUAAUCCAAAGGAUGCCAGAGCAUAUUCUAUUCUUGGAGAUAUAAGACAAGAUCCUCAACUGUGGAAAAAGAGUUGGGAAAUUGGUAAGUAUGUUAAUGCCAAAAAUUCACUGGGAAGAUACUUUUACAAUCCGCCUCCCUCAUCUGGUUUAACAAGAGACUAUGCUGCAGCUCUAACACAUCUGAACGACUCCUUGAGGCAGUAUCCAUUGAGCUUCGAAACCUGGUACUUUUACGGAUGCGUUGGUCUCGAAUGUGGUAAAUUCGAAUUAGCCGCCGAAGCCUUUUCCAGAUGCGUGGCCUUGGAUUCAACGCAUGCUAUGGCAUGGUCUAAUUUGAGUGCCGCCUUCGUCGAGCAAAACAAGUUGAAAGAAGCUCUAAGUUGUUUGAAAAGAGCCGUGGCAUCGGAUUCUCAAAGUAAUUGGAGGAUAUGGGAAAAUUAUAUGCUUGUCGCAGCCAAAAUGAAUGAGUGGAGCGAUGUUUUACUAGCUUGCAGGCAUUUGGUCAACAUAAAGAGGGACAAGGCUGGAGAGGGCUCAAUUGAUCUUCCUGUUGUCGAAAAGCUAGUGGAGCUAUUAGUUCGUACUGACUACCCUGCAGACAACGAUCAGAAGCUUACUCAUUUCCAGAGAUCUUGCAUUGAGUUUGUCUGUGAUAUUCUUCCCUCAGUUAUAACUACUAGUUCAAGAUGUUGGAGACUGGUCGCUAAAGUUGAACUUUGGAGAAAGAGGCCAUGGUCAGCAUUAGAAUGCCACGAAAAGGCAUACAGAGCCGUGUCACAUAAUCCUGACAUCGAAAUAGAUGAGAAGGUAUGGAACGCAACAGUAGAUGCCUGCGAAGACCUGGUAGCAGCAUAUGAAUCUCUAGGUGAGCUUGAGGGUAGACAUGGACCAGGGUCUCUAGUAUGCAAAGAUUGGAAAUACAAGUCGAGAGCAACAAUUAAAGCUCUCAUGAGCAAAGGUAAAGGAAGAUGGGAUGAUUCAGACGGCUGGGAAAGGCUAGUCGCAGUAAGAAAUCAAAUCUGA